AUGAAUUACAAGCAACUGCUGUGUGCACUGCUGCUGUGCACAGCCGUCGUCCUUCAGUCGGCUGCGGCCAAUAAUGUGGGUCGAGCUAAUCCUCGAUAUAGGUUAUAUCAGGUCAACGAACAACGUUCGGCUGGAAGCGGGCAAAAUGAUCCACGUUUCAAUGAUCAAAUUCUCGAGAAGUUGGGAAAGGGCACGACAACAACAACCACCCUUGCUCCAACAACCACAACAAUGACCACGCCAACACUUACCACACCAACAGCCACUACACCCACCAUGACAAUACCACCAUCACCACCGACCACACCAACAGCGCCCACACCGGCACCUUCGCCCACUGCUACACCACCAGCAACGCCACCAGCAACUCCAACAGCAACACCGCCUGCAACACCACCUGCAACUCCACCUGCAACCCCUCCAGCAGCAGGUCCACCUGCCGGUCCACCAGCAGGUCCUCCUGCAGGUCCUCCAGCCGGUGCACCAGACGGUGCACCAGCCGGUGCACCAGACGGUGCACCAGCCGGCCGUCGUAUUUCAAACGAAGACGAUGAAGAGAACUCUGCAAAGUUAGAUAGUGACGAACUUGCAAAAUUCCGUUCAAACAAAGACGAAGAUGAUGAUGAAGACGACGACGACGACGAAGAGAACGACGAUGAUUAUGACGACGAUGAUGAUGAGGAUGACGAAGAGAAACACACCGGUGUAUCGAGAAGGAAUAAUGGCAUGAGACCAAGGCAAAGAGCAUCAUCCGCUUACUCCUACAGGAGAUUUUUACAACGCCGACGACGUGAGCGCAGAAUACGCCGUCGCCAAAUGCUUGCAGCCCGACGUCGCUUUAGGAAGCAGAGAAGAACGGCCAUCAGGAGGAGAAAAAUGCAAAAACAUCAACGCAAUCGUCAACUAACCAAAGCUCAGAUACAACGUCGUCGACAAAGGAUUCUGAGGUCGAUCGCUAGACGACGUCGUCGUAUGCAAAGGAGACGCCGUAUGCAAGCUAGACGUCGCCGUUUACGCCGCCGUCGCCUAAGGAGACGUAGACAACGUCAAAUGAGGAAACGUUUGCGCAAAUUCCGUCGCAUGCAAAGACUUCGCCGGAGACGUCAUCGUCUACAGACCAGACGUCGUUUACGACUAUUCAGGGUUAGAAAUCGUCGCCGCGGUUGA
This is a messenger RNA of Musca domestica (house fly), 1167 nucleotides long. Its product is annotated as MAP7 domain-containing protein 1-like. Bases 1 to 1167 code for a protein of 388 amino acids. The record is from RefSeq and is a predicted model, not a curated record. Lineage: Eukaryota; Metazoa; Arthropoda; Insecta; Diptera; Muscidae. The transcript has 2 exons.